AUGGUUCCAGUGAUGCUGAACAUCUCUUCUCUGGCAGGAAACACACUGACACCUGAGGGGGAGUGCUACCAGCUGGGUACAGUUCAGGUCUCUCAGUCUUCCCCGGCUCUGAGCGGGGCGAGGGGCAGUUUGAAGGGGUUUUUCAGCAGCCUGCACGGCGGCGCUGACGGCCUUCGAUCCGUUGAUGAAAGGAGGAGGAGGAUGGAGAACGUCUCCUCGCACAAACAUUUCAUCCUGGAUGGUUUCGAUGACCUCGGAGCGCUGAGGCCCGUCCUCUUCAUCCCUUUCUUCAUCAUGUUUGCCGUGUCGCUGUCGGCCAACUCCCUGCUGCUGUACGUCAUCGUCUCUCAGAGGAGCCUCCACUCGCCGAUGUGCAUCCUCAUCGCCGGCAUGGCCUGCGUGGACCUGAGCCUCCCGCUGUUCUUCGUCCCCAACAUGCUGCUGAGCUUCCUGUUUGACUGGAGGGGAAUCUCUCUGAUUGGCUGCCUGGUUCAGAUGCACUUCAUUCACUUCGUUGGAGCUUUUCAGUCCACGUUGCUGGUAUGGAUGGCGCUGGACCGCUACUUCGCCAUCUGCACGCCGCUCUACUACCACGAACGCAUGGCGUUACCCAGAUUCCUCAAGUUUGUGAUCCCGAUUCUGAUCAGAAACUUCUUCCUGAACACACUCAUGGUGAGUCUGGCAGGAAAGUUGGCGUUCUGUGUUGGAAACAUGAUGAACCACUGUUUCUGUGAGCACAUGGCGUUGGUGAGGCUGGCCUGUGGAAGCACCGCCAUCAACAACCUGGUAGGGUUGCUGACCGCCUUCCUCAUCCCUGUGGCCGACUUCAUCUUCAUCGCUGCCUCUUAUGUGGUGAUCUUCAGCUCCGUGCUGAGGUCGGGCAGGUCAGGGGUCAAAGCGCUCCACACCUGCAUCACCCACAUCCUGGUCAUCACCGUCAGCCUGACCAUCGCACUCGUUGCUUUCCUGUCCUAUCGGAUCAGAAACGGUCUUCCUGAAGCCGUUCGGGUUUUCUUCAGCACCAUGUACCUGUUGUUCCCGAGCUGUUUCAACCCGAUCAUCUACGGGAUCAGAACCACAGAGAUCCGACAGCAGAUCCUGAGGACGCUGACGUGCUGUCGCUUUGUCCAGACUCUUAACUUUCUUUAA
Molecule: messenger RNA, 1149 nt
Organism: Chelmon rostratus (copperband butterflyfish)
Lineage: Eukaryota; Metazoa; Chordata; Actinopteri; Chaetodontiformes; Chaetodontidae
Product: olfactory receptor 52K1-like
Exons: 2
Coding region: 1-1149 (382 amino acids)
Biological process (GO): G protein-coupled receptor signaling pathway
Cellular component (GO): membrane
Molecular function (GO): G protein-coupled receptor activity; olfactory receptor activity
Source: RefSeq, a predicted model, not a curated record